GAUGAGAGCAACAACCUUAAGGACUCGGUUCACAAAACUUCUUAAACCCAAACCUAGCAGCAGUGGAGAGAAAGGUUUAACACAGAAACAGAGAUGGCUUUUAAGCAGCUUGGAGUUUCUUAAGAAACAUGUUGCCCAACGCCCCUCUGAGACCAGUCUUGAUCAAUCUGUGAAAGACUUACUGAGUGAAGGACAGGACAUUGAUGACACCACCAGUGAUGAAGACAUUGCAGAUACAUCUGAGGCACUAGGACCACAUACCUCUACCCAGCAAGAGGGUCAAGACCACACCUCCCUUUUUCCCACUCCCAGGCCUGCUUUAAAACGCCGAAAAGCUGACACAGACACUGUUGAGCAACGAAAACUGAAGCUGUUACAACAGAUGUCUGCUUCAGUUCUGGCCUCCCCAGAUGCCUGCAGCUCUUUUGGAAACCAGGUUGCCGUGGAGCUCAGGUUAAUAAAGAAUACAAGCCUACAGACCAGGGUAAAAAGAAAAAUAAUGAAUGCUUUGUUUGAGGCCCAGGAGGCUGACCAAUCUAGUUCCUCAUCAUCCUCACACAUGCCACCACCCAUAUAUUCCCCUCUCACACCUACACAAAUGUCCACAUCAACCGCUCUAUACACACAGACACCUCAACACUACCAUCAGCACAUGCCCCCUCAGGGCCCCGUUCAGCCUCAGAUGCUAGAAUUGGAAGAGUAGUUGCAUAUAAAAAUGCUGUACGUUAUACA
Sinocyclocheilus anshuiensis is the source of this 732-nucleotide messenger RNA. RefSeq lists its product as uncharacterized. The coding region runs from base 2 to 703 and encodes 233 amino acids. NCBI's taxonomy places the organism in Eukaryota, Metazoa, Chordata, Actinopteri, Cypriniformes, Cyprinidae. The record is from RefSeq and is a predicted model, not a curated record. The transcript has 3 exons.